Pipistrellus kuhlii (Kuhl's pipistrelle) is the source of this 1798-nucleotide messenger RNA. RefSeq names its product monoacylglycerol O-acyltransferase 1 (gene MOGAT1). The transcript has 6 exons. Gene Ontology annotation, biological process: diacylglycerol biosynthetic process; triglyceride biosynthetic process. The record is from RefSeq and is a predicted model, not a curated record. Gene Ontology annotation, molecular function: diacylglycerol O-acyltransferase activity. The coding region runs from base 348 to 1625 and encodes 425 amino acids. Lineage: Eukaryota; Metazoa; Chordata; Mammalia; Chiroptera; Vespertilionidae. Gene Ontology annotation, cellular component: endoplasmic reticulum membrane.
AAAGUGAGAGGCCAAGUCCCGGCCCCUCUCCAGUUUUGGGGGUGGUGUGGGGGGCACAGACCAAUACACAGAGGAGUCAGUACCCUGCUCCCAAAGAAGCCGAGCCCCGCGUUUCCCUCCAGCUGGUGGGUGAUCCAGAGGAAGGGGUGGGUUUAAAGGCGGACGCCGAAGCGGAGCCUGGACGAUCGAUCAGCUGCACAGCAGUCAGAUCCCGGUGGAGACCCCAGGGCCUCUGCGAGGUGGCAGGAGCUCCGCGGCCGGGCUGUGGCGGGCUGCCAGCUUCUCCUUCUCGGCGUCCCCGGUGCCCCACGCGGAGCGCGGUCGCCGGCGCCAGGGCGCGCCAGCCAAUGCGCCCGGGGCGCGCCAGCUGCUCCGGGGCCCGGGCGCGCUUGAUUGGCAGCCCCCAGCCUCGGCCCCGGCGCGCCCUCCCACCCAAGACAAAGUCCAGCCCCUGUCCGCUCCGGCGCCACCACCGCCACCGCCUCCUCCUCUUCCUCCUCCUCCCCGCCCCGCGGGUACCCGCGCGGGACCCGCUCGGACCGCGCACUUGCCGCCGGCGCUGCAGGGCAGCGAGGUGCCAGGGGCCGCAGUCCGCGCCGAGCUCGCCGGGCCGGGCCAUGAAGCUGGAGUUCGCCCCGCUCAACAUCCCGCUGGCGCGGCGGCUGCAGACGGCGGCGGUGUUCCAGUGGGUCCUGUCCUUCCUGCUGCUCGCGGAGGUGUGCAUUGGAAUCCUCUUGCUCCUGAUCUUAUACAACUACUGGUUCCUGUACAUCCCUUACUUGACAUGGCUCUACUUUGACUGGCGUACUCCAGAGCAAGGAGGCAGGCGAUCCAACUGGGUCAGAAGCUGGGCCGUUUGGAAGCACUUUAAUGACUACUUUCCAAUUCAUCUCAUCAAAACUAGUGAUUUGGAUCCAAGUCACAACUACAUAUUUGGGUUUCACCCCCAUGGAGUGCUCGUGGCUGGAGCCUUUGGAAAUUUUUGUACAAAUUAUUCGGACUUCAAGAAGCUCUACCCAGACUUUACUGCAUAUCUCCACGUGCUUCCGAUUUGGUUCCGGUGCCCUCUCUUCCGAGAAUACCUGAUGAGCAGUGGGCCGGUCUCAGUUUCCAAGAAAAGUCUGUGCUACGUGCUGAGCAAGGAGGGAGGUGGAAACAUUUCAGUCAUUGUCCUUGGGGGUGCAGAGGAAUCCUUAGAUGCCCAUCCCGGGAAAUUCACUCUGUUCAUCCGCCGGCGGAAAGGAUUUGUGAAAAUUGCUUUGACCCAAGGCGCCUAUUUGGUCCCUGUGUUUUCUUUUGGUGAAAAUGAACUAUUUAAACAAGUUAGCAACCCUGAAGGCUCAUUGCUUCGGACUGUGCAGGAUAAACUACAGAAGAUUAUGGGGUUUGCUUUGCCACUGUUCCAUGCCAGAGGAAUUUUUCAGUACAGUUUUGGCCUUGUGCCCUAUCGGAAACCUAUUCACACUGUUGUUGGCCAUCCAAUCCCUGUUCACCAGACUCUGAACCCAACCCCAGAGCAGGUCGAGGAGCUGCAUCAGACCUACAUGGAGGAGCUCAGGAAGUUGUUUGAGGAGCACAAAGGGAAGUAUGGCAUCCCAGAGCACCAUACGCUCGUGUUUAGAUAACGGUCCUCUUAGAAGGCCACAGGAGGCUGGGAGAAUAAAUAUGUUACAUCCGUUAAUUUUGUUCCUUGACUAUAAAAUUAAAUUUGUACCUGAAAAGUGUUAUUUAUGGCGACAGAUGUUGAUGUAGCUCUGUGAUAAAUAAAAACACAGUGUGUGAUGAUAGGACAAGGUUA